This is a messenger RNA of Clonostachys solani, 1164 nucleotides long. The record is from the annotation of a GenBank genome assembly. Lineage: Eukaryota; Fungi; Ascomycota; Sordariomycetes; Hypocreales; Bionectriaceae.
AUGCCAACCCUCCAUAUUGACAGUUUUCGAGAACUAACCCCGUCCUGGGUCGAUGCAAUUCCGAGCAUUCUCGCCGACGAAAUCUUCUCUCUGGCUGGAGAAUGUCGCCUUGUUGAAAGCAAAAACAAGGUUGAUCUCCUCAUAGGGGCAUAUCGCUCAGACGAUGGUGAUCCAUGGCCACUGCCUUCUGUACUUGAGGCAGAGCGCCGCUUACAGCAUCAAGGCGAUGCGGCCAAGCACGAGUAUCUUCCCAUCGAAGGCGAUCCCGUCUAUCUGAGACAAGCUCAGAAGCUCCUGUUGGGCUUGGAUGAUCAGUCUAAGCUCUUUCAGCGACUAGUUUCGGUACAGACUAUUUCAGGGUCUGGUGCUAUCCACAUCGGCGCUGCUUUCUUAUCCCGCCUUCUCAAACCAGGAUGCGUCUGGGUGUCCGAUCCAACUUGGGCACCUCACAUUCUCAUGUUUGAGAGGGCUGGAGAUGUAAUAAUCCUCCAAGUCUGCGCCCACAACCCAACCGGUCUUGACCUCACCCAAGAGCAAUGGAAAAAAGUUGCGGAGAUUUGUGCACGCAAAGGCAUCUUUCCCUUCUUGGACAACGCAUAUCAAGGGUUUGCCACGGGAAAUCCAGAAAGGGACGCCUGGCCCCUCAGAUACUUUGCCAACAUGGCAAACCCUAUUCGAUUCGGUGUUGCACAAUCCUUCUCCAAAAACUUUGGCCUCUAUGGUCAAAGAGCCGGAGCCUUUCAUCUGGUGUUGAAAGAACAAGAUCGCGCCAUUCAGGGAAACAUCCUUCAGCAGCUUCAAUUCAUCAUUCGCACGGAAUAUUCUGCUCCGCCACGAACAGGUAGCACCAUUGUGAAAACAAUCCUCGGUGAUGCGGACCUCAAGGCUCAGUGGUUGACCGAGGUUUCUGCCAUGAGCCAAAGACUGGGCUCGGUCCGAUCAGCACUCCACAACGGCCUAAGAGGUUCCCAGUUGAACAGUGAUUUUGAUCACAUUAUCCAACAGAGUGGCAUGUUUUCAUACACGGGCCUUAGUACCAAAGAGGUGCUUCGUUUACGACAAGAGUUUCACAUUUACUUAUCGUCAUCUGGGAGGAUAUCCAUGGCAGGAUAUUAUGUUACGCGUGCGAUCAGAGAAGUACAGCAAGAUCCAUCUAGCAAAUGA